This is a messenger RNA of Aspergillus brunneoviolaceus CBS 621.78, 255 nucleotides long. RefSeq lists its product as uncharacterized. Lineage: Eukaryota; Fungi; Ascomycota; Eurotiomycetes; Eurotiales; Aspergillaceae. The record is from RefSeq and is a predicted model, not a curated record. The coding region runs from base 1 to 255 and encodes 84 amino acids. The transcript has 2 exons.
AUGUCUCACCUGCAAAAAAUGAUCACAAUCACGGUGUCGGAUAAAGGGUUCGGCUUUGAGAACCUGUUCUGGUCGUCCGCAGACGUGCGCGGCGUGACACAGGCUCAUCUACGCGCGAAGGAGGUGCCCGCUGCCGGCAUUCAGUGUUUCUUCAUCUGCACCGGCCACUUCACCUUCCAGCAGUUUGUCGAUGCGCUGCGCGCGGGGAUUCCGGGAAUUUGCGACCGCGUGCCCAUCAAGGCCGGGGAUCGGUGA